UUUUGAGAUCAAGUGUUGUAAACAAACGUCAAAACAGACAAUGAGUUUAGUGUUUAGUAAACAACUGAUUGAUUGACAACUAUUCRUGUAUUUUGUGUUUUGACUGUUAAUGUCGAGGAUGUCGUCAGAGUCAUCAACUCGUCCUCAAAACAUACCUCUUGUUGAUCACAAUGCAGUCGACUCUCAUUUCAGUGACAACUCCGACCACUCAUUGAUGAUAUCGUCGUUGAAGAAGUCGAGUGACCACACAAUCAACCAAAGCUUACCAAAUGAAAGAAGUGCUAAAUAUGUGAUGACAUGUCGUGUCUGCGGUCACGACAGGUGUACCUUCUUUUGUAUGGAUUGUGUCAGAAAAGGUGACUUUUAUGGCAUUUCAAAGACUAGAAUCAGAGAAAUCUUUGCCGAAAAGAAACUCAAAUAUUUCAGACUUAAAGACGAACAAAGACUUAUAUCAGAGACCAUUGAUAGACAUCUAAAUGAUUUGAUGAUUAAAGAAGAAUUGGAGUUUAAGAUCCGAUUGAUUGAAUCCAAUGGCGAAUGUCUGCAAAACAGUUUAACGAAAGCCAAACAAAAGUUGAACUCAAGUGAAGAUAAUCUCAGGAAAACUGUUGCCAAUCAAAGUGAAUGCAAAGUAAGRUGUAAUAAAUUGAAGGACAAAGUGAAAGAUGCAAAACAAUAUCUGAAUAAACGUCACAAUAAUAUCAAUAAAACCAAUGAUGAUAAAGACAAUUGUGAUGAAGAUAUUAAAGUAAUGGCUAAACAAAGAGUCAAACAGUUAACGACAUUUAUAUUUCCUAUUGAAGCAAAAGAAGGUGUAAUUGAUAGCAAUGAUUGUCAUUCAUUGACGAGCUCUGAAUCGACUCCAUUACUGGAACCGAUCUCUUAUAGUCCAAACCCAAGCAAUUAUUCAAUAGUCGAGCCAUGGAUUAAUGGAAAUGGAGAUUAUUCUUUAUUUGCUUUAUUUGCCACAAAUGAAAGGGAUUAUCCUAAUAAAGAUUCGUGUUAUCGAAAUGCUAGGUAUAGGAUAUGUGCAGCACUGGCAUACAUCACACAACUUAUUAGUUUAAUUGCCUUUUAUUUAGAUAUACGACUUCCCAAACGUCUCACUUAUAGUGAAUUUUAUUUAAGUGAUUUGAAUGAAACACAAUUUAUACAYAAAGUGGCAAAACUUAACACAAAUAUUGUUUAUUUAUGUCUUUCGCAAAAUCUUGAUUCAGAGCUAUUGAUUGGACGAUUAACUGUUAAAAAUUUAUUACAUUUGUUGAACUCAUCGCCAAAUUUAGGCAUUAGGAAUCGUCCUAUUAUUGUUAGAUCAGACUUCUUGGAAAAUCUCGAAGAUUGUCUUUUAGAAGACUUGGAACUACUGGAAGAUGUUGUGGACAUUGGCAGUGAUCAGAAUGACGAGAAUCUGAUUGUUGAGUACGAUUGGGUUGAAAAUAACAUACCAGACUUACAACUUAAUGACGUACAGCAAACUAGUAUUGCCAGUAAUGUCAUAUCAACAUUAUCAUCAUUUUUUAGAUCUUGAGAACAAAAUAUAGAUGAUUAUCGGUAUUAAUAUUUAGUCAAUACA
Molecule: messenger RNA, 1573 nt
Organism: Oppia nitens
Lineage: Eukaryota; Metazoa; Arthropoda; Arachnida; Sarcoptiformes; Oppiidae
Gene: Atg14
Product: beclin 1-associated autophagy-related key regulator-like
Exons: 6
Coding region: 110-1528 (472 amino acids)
Biological process (GO): cellular response to starvation; autophagosome assembly; mitophagy
Cellular component (GO): phosphatidylinositol 3-kinase complex, class III; extrinsic component of phagophore assembly site membrane; extrinsic component of omegasome membrane
Source: RefSeq, a predicted model, not a curated record